AUGCGGACCACAACGCUCGCUCUCGUGGGACUCGCCACGUCCAUCUCCGCUUUCCCAUUUCCUUGGACAAGUCUUCGCAGAACAAGCGAUUCGGGCUUCAUCGCCGCCGAUGAGCUCAAUAUCCUCGCUCCCGUGCGGGUGGGAAUUUACAUUUGCCAGAACGCAGACUGGGUGGGACCUUGUGAGCAUCUGUUGAACGGACCGGGAAUGUGCAUCAACCUCAGCGACCAGCUUGCCGGAGAAGUGAGCUCCGUAGGACCGGAUCCGGAAGCUUCGGGAUGCACCUUGUUCGAGGAGGAGAAUUGCAAAGGCGACCAGAUUGUGGGACUGAAGACGCCGGGAGAGUCGAAUCUGGGUCUGAGCCCGCAAGCCGGGAGGUUCAACGACGUGUUUCGGAGUUAUAUCUGCUAUUAG
Zymoseptoria tritici IPO323 is the source of this 414-nucleotide messenger RNA. RefSeq lists its product as uncharacterized. Lineage: Eukaryota; Fungi; Ascomycota; Dothideomycetes; Mycosphaerellales; Mycosphaerellaceae. The transcript has 3 exons. Bases 1 to 414 code for a protein of 137 amino acids. The record is from RefSeq and is a predicted model, not a curated record.